Messenger RNA from Poeciliopsis prolifica (blackstripe livebearer), 5490 nucleotides. RefSeq names its product insulin-like growth factor binding protein, acid labile subunit (gene igfals). The record is from RefSeq and is a predicted model, not a curated record. The transcript has 2 exons. NCBI's taxonomy places the organism in Eukaryota, Metazoa, Chordata, Actinopteri, Cyprinodontiformes, Poeciliidae. Gene Ontology annotation, cellular component: extracellular matrix. Bases 86 to 1819 code for a protein of 577 amino acids. Gene Ontology annotation, molecular function: protein binding.
CAUGCAAACAAUUGCACAAGCAUCAGUCAUUCAGUGUUUCACAGCUUCUCCACUUUAAAUCAAGACCUCAACACCUGAAGCUGGAAUGCACACCAUUAUACUGCUGGAACUGCUGGUACUGGGAGCAUCAGCGGUGUUGCCAGACCCAGACACAGCUGGAGACAAGGUGACUCAGGAUCCAAUUCCCUGUGCAAAAGGCUGCAACUGUCUGCAUGAUGACUACAGCUUGGAGCUCAUUGUGUACUGCAGUGUUCUGAACUUAACUUAUGUACCAGCUGACAUCCCACUAUCCACUCAUUAUCUCUGGCUAGAUGGAAACUUGUUUGUUUCCCUUCCGGCUGCGUCGUUUAGGGAUCUAAGCAAUCUGGACUUUUUGAAUCUACAGAAUGGCCAGCUGUUGACCCUUGACCAUCAGACAUUUAGAGGCCUCAGAUCCUUGGCACACUUGCACCUUGAGCGAAACCGUCUCCGUGGGUUGCCAGGUUCAAUCUUCCAGAACACACCUAACCUUGCUUCACUCAGUCUACAUAACAAUCACAUCAGUCGUAUUGACGAAAGACUGUUUGCUGGGCUCUCGCACAUGUGGUUUCUCAAUCUAGGAUGGAACUCACUCACAGUCUUGCCAGAGACAGUUUUCCAAGACCUGCAUAGCUUGCGAGAACUGAAUCUUGCGGGUAACAGACUUGCUUACUUGCAACCAGCACUAUUCCAAAAUCUUGGUGAGCUUAAAGAGCUGGAUCUGACAGGAAAUUACAUCAAGGUUAUCAAAGCUAAUGUGUUUGUUAAACUCCAUAAGCUGCAAAAACUUUACCUGGCCCAGAAUCAGAUUGGAAGUGUGGUACCCAGGGCGUUUGUAGGCAUGAAAUCGCUCAGAUGGCUCGACAUGAAAAACAACAAAUUGACUUCUCUACAUGAAGACACAUUCUUAGGCUUGAGCAGUCUUCAUGUAUUGCGCCUUUCCAACAACUCUAUCACUGGCUUAAGGCCUAGAACCUUCCGUGACUUGCAGUACUUGGAAGAACUAAGGCUCAGUUACAACAGGAUUCGAGCUCUAGGGGAGAGGAUUUUUGAAGGACUUGGCCAUCUGGAGGUUCUAGAGCUAGAUUACAAUCAGGUGCAAGAGGCGCAUGUGGGAAGUUUCACUGGCCUGUCUCAUGUGGCUGUCAUCAAUCUAUCUGGAAGCUGCUUUCAAAGUCUCCCUGACCAAAUGUUCAAAACUCUGUCAAAGCUUCACAGCCUACAUCUGGACAAAGGUUGCCUUACGAGGAUCACAGCUCUAGCUUUCAGCGGUCUCUCUGGUUUACGGAGGCUUUUCCUUCAACAGAACAACAUCUCUGUGGUGGAAGAUCACAGUUUUAUGGGUCUGGUAGGACUUGUAGGACUGGACUUAAGCUCCAAUAAGAUGGAGGUGCUUACAGAUCGAACUUUCUCUGGGCUUAGUAAUCUGGAGUAUCUUCUUCUGUCCAACAAUGAAUGUCAUCAGUUUUUGCAGAAUGGAACAAAACAAGUACUUCCACGGCUGCGCUACCUGGACCUGCGAGCCAAUGCCUUGACAAGUUUAGUCAUCGAUUUCUCAGAGAACAUGGAGAAACUCUUGCUGUCUGGAAACCAAUGGAAAUGUGACUGCACCACACUUCCACUCAGAAACUACAGCUUGCAAAAACCACAAGUCAUCCCUCGACAAGUAGAGACCCAUGCAGAAGGUGAAGAACCUGAUAGUACAAUCACCAUAUAUAACAACAUCACAUGCACCAGCCCACCAUAUGCAGCUGACCAGGACCUGCGGGAUGUGAGCAGUGAACACUUCCGAAGCUGCUGAGGUUACAGAGACUGGUUGAUUGAUACAAAAAGCUGACUAUGUGUUUCUGGUUCAGAUUACAUUUUGUCUGUAUAUUCAACUCAACAUCAGAUCUUAGAAAGACCUUUAUUUGGAAAAAAAAAAGGAUAUUAUCACAAAAAACUUUGAAACUAACUUUGUCAGUUCAGUAAAGAUUGUAAGUUUUAUUACUUGUAUGGAGAUAAAUUUUCUGAAGAUAUUUAAUAAAAUAUUUGAAUGUGUGACAUAUUGUGCUCUUGUUAACUUUUAUGUUUGAAAAGCAGAAAGAGAGCAAAAAAGAAGUACACACUGUAAUGAUGGAAAGUUUCCAUCAGUAAAUUUUCAUAUGAAAAAUUUAACUAAAUACAGAAGACAAACACAGAUAAAAAUCAGAUUUACACAGUAUCCUAUUUGGAAAUCCCUUGUUUUAAAAUAUUUCAAUCUAACCAUGCUUUUGUCUGAUGAAGAUGAACUCUGACAUCCUUUGGCCAAAACAUAGAUUCAGUAUACUGAAAGUAGAGGAGACAAAGACUUUACUGUUAGGAAAGACUAUGGUCAUUUUUAUGUGUGUUGAUAAAUACCAUUACAUACAUAAGGAUUCCAUAUACUCUAUAUAUAAAUAGAAUAAUUAUGUCUUCUGACACAUUGCUCUUCAAAUUAUGAUUUACUCUUACAUUAUGUAUUAUGUUCAGAAGACAGGCUGUACAGUGAUGAAGUUGGUAGCACUGUUUUAUUGCAGCAAUGAUAUCUUAGGUUCAAAUCUGUUUUUUUUUUCCAUGUGUUGCAUAUUCUUAUGCAUGUGUGGCUUAUCUACAUAUGCAUAAGUUCAAAAACUUGACUGUUGGGUUAAUCAGUCUCGUUAAAUUUAAAUAUAAGUGAUGAAACUGAAUUAAAUGCCUCAUUUCUGAACUACAAUAAAAAAAAAUUGUGGUGUGUUUGAAAAGAGGAAAUAAAUUACAAUAGAAUAAAAAAAAUUAUAGGCAAUUAUUUUUUGGGCAAUAUAAUUUAGAAUGAUUACAAUUAAAUACCUUACACAUUUGAUCCAUGUUUUAGAAAACUGGCCAUAAACUGUGCUCGAUUAUGUAGCUAGUUUAGGAAACUACAAUAUUACACUAUUGUCAUUCAAUAUUUUGAUGAGGAUAUUGAGAAUGUGUAACCUAUAUUUUGUCUCUACUUUCUUGUUAAUCAUCCCAGUGUUUCCAUCACUGUUAAUGCAUCAGAUCUGAAACCUAAUAGUCUACUAAAUAUUGCAUCCAAGUAGUCCUUUGUAGCUCCAGUGCGGCUUGUAUUGAUAUAGCAAUGACAACUACAAUUUGAUAUAUUAAUUUGCAUUUUGUAAGUUUGAGCUUAGUUAGCUUAUUUUUUUGUAUUAAAUGCUAGCGACAACCAAUCAUAUAUGGAUAUCAACCAAAGACUGUUUCUUUUAAACUGGCUUUAUCAGAACCAUUAAGAAACUUAAAAUACCAGGCAAUAUAAGUGUAAUCCUACCUUUUUUGUUUUUUUACUGAAAAUGUAUAAUAAAGAAAUUAAAUGCCUUGAAGACAAAAGAUUUUGUUGAAAAAAUAUGGAGGAACAGAUGCAGCUGGGUCAUCAGGAGUGCUGAUGUUUUUGUAUCGACUUAUAGUGUUCUGUUGUGAUGAAAAAGAAAAAUCCAUAAUUUCUUCAUCAGAGUUACCUGGAAACACAUUUCUGAGAAAAAACAGCACCUCCACAAUCUUAAAGAGCAUUCUGGGACCCAAAAAUGGGUCAGGUAAAUCUUUUUUGCACUGGAUACAUUUUCACCUCUUAAUUUUGUUUUGGUUCAGGUUUUAUAUCUAUUCAGGGGUAAAUUAUUGACUUACUGUUUCUUAAAAAUAUAUAAGAAGUGGAGAGAAAAGGGAACACAUAUACUCAUUAUAUAAAAGGAGAGAAAAAAAAGGACAAGCACCGUCACUCUGUUGAGUUUGCAUGUACCCAUGACUCACGCAAAGUUGUGGGUGGAAAAACAGUCCUCUGCUCUGCAGUCCAGGAAGUCUCAAAUAACUUCUUGGUAUGGUUCUUAUUGAAGAAUCAACACAACAAAUACAAGUAUUUUAUCAUUAUUCAUUGAGCUUAUCAUAAACAAAUCUCUUAAACUAUGUUGCAGAUUCUGAUGGUGACCAGCAGGGAACAGAAAGAAAGUUCACAUAAACCAGAAUGUGCCCAAUAAAUCAGCAAGAUGCUAAAAACUCUUCACCUGACCAGGUUGUUGAUCUGAAGCAGCCAGCUCCUGAGAAGACUGAUUAACUUUAUGAGUUUGCAUGUGCCAAAGUAAACAAGCACUAAGUUGCUGCGUCAUCUUUUUGUGUUACUUUGUUUAUGUAUGUUUCAGCAGGCUUGCUCAGUCAUUUAACCCUGAAGUCAAGGUUGGCCAAAAAGAGUAAACUACCUUUGCAAGUCUUAACCUUUGCUCAUCAAUGUUUUACAAUAAAUGUGAAGGAAUAAAGUAAAAAAAUGCACAAAAAAUUUUUUUUAGAUAAAAAAAUUAAUCCCUGUUUUAUUUAUACUUAUUUUAUAUGUCACCAUUUUGUUUGUCUGUGUUGUUUAGGUUAUUGAGAGUAGAUCUAGUCUAAAUAUGGCGUUUAGAUCUGGAAACACAAGGGCUUUUUGAUGAAAAGGACAUCAUACACUAAGAUGAGCAUAGGCAAUCUGAAUCAAACACUAUAAAUAGAUUUUUAAUAUUUCUCAUUUGGACUGUGUUGCAGAUAACAGCUGUCCUGGUGUGCAGGAGCUUUUUUCAACAUCAACUUCUAACACAAAAGAUUCUCCACUGUGGUCUAGACUCCGGAUUUAAUGUUUACGGUUUUCGGCUGAUUUAGUCACAGAAAGAGAUUCUUAGUGGCAGCAGUAGAAUGCAAUAAAGCCAUAAAUUAUUUCUUUUUACCCCAUGCUGUUUUUGCAAAAGAAUUCUUAAACCUUGAAAUUUGUUAUAUUUUAAACACAUUUCAACCACGCACUUCCAUGUAUUUUAUUUGUUUACUUUUUUUUGUGAUAUACAAGUCAGACUGGACUCAUAGUGUCUGUGAUUAUUAAUUUUUUUUUAUGUCCGGUCCAAAAAAAAUCUCCAAUCAAAUUUUCAUGUCCAGCACCAUCCUUAGACAUCAACAUAGGUUCUUAUAAACUAUCUCUGUCUGUAUAUUUAGUGUACCAAUAUAUAUCACAUUAUUAUACUUCUAUCAACCUUCUGCAGGGCAGAAUUCAAGAACCCAAAAUCAUCCUCUGCCCUCGACUGACCUGUCAAAUCCACAGGGAUCUCUGCUUGUGGUUUUCAGGGAAACUCGAAGCAGAGUCACAGCCAGCAUCUGAACAGGUCUGCUGUCAAAAUAAAUAAAGAAAAAAAAAAACACUUAACAAUAUGAACAUUUUUUUUCCUGCACGACUCUGUUUAAACUCAGUUGUAUAACCAGAUCAUCUAUUUGAGUUUUUUUUUCUUUUAAAGUGGACAUAAAUUAUGCAUCUUCUUCCACAUAUUCAAUUAAUUGCAAGUCAAAUGUUUUAAAAACAUUUUUAGAGGUUAUUAAUGAUUCACCUGUAUGUAUGUGUAAUGCUUUCUAGGCAAUUAACUACCAAAAAGCAUGGCAAUAUUGUAGGGUUGAUGUUGACAUUAUUACUGCUUAUCAAUUAUUUUGAUAAAACUCUAUUUUUUUUUUCUCAAA